This is a messenger RNA of Paralichthys olivaceus (Japanese flounder), 2892 nucleotides long. Lineage: Eukaryota; Metazoa; Chordata; Actinopteri; Pleuronectiformes; Paralichthyidae. The record is from RefSeq and is a predicted model, not a curated record.
GAGGUUGAUCAAGGAGAUGGAGGCGAAGCAGCAGAGUGAGAAGGCGGAGCUUGAGCUCCUCCAGCAGGAGGUAGAGAGCCAACGCAAAGAGUCUGAGGAGGUGCAGCAGCGAAUUCUCCGUCAGGAGGAGAGCCUCCGCCGCCGUAGCCAUGACAUCGAGAGCCGUCUGCGUGACUUCCUGGCCGAGAAGGAGCGCUUUGAGGAGGAGAGGCGCUCUGAGAUCCAGGGGGAGGACCUCCUGCAGCAGCGGUGGAACCAGCAGCUGGCGGGUGACGCUGUGGAAGAGCGGGACGAGGAGCAGCGGAUGCAGCAGGAGGCUGCAGAGCAGACGGAAAUCUAUCGUGAGCUGACGAGGCUGAAGAAAGAGCGCGAGGAGCAGAAGGUUCGUCUGGAGGCUGAGCAGCGGCGGCUGGAGGAGCAGGAGCGGGAGCAGCUGAGCCUGGUGGGCAGGCUGGAGGAGCAGCUGAGGGAGAAACACGAGGCAGCCACCACGCUGUUGACCCGGGAGGACGCCGACCGCCUCGAGGAGGGGCGCAGAGCAUUGGCCGAAAUUAGAGGAGCGCUCCUCCGAGCCAAAGAGGCUGGAGAGCGGCAGGAUGUGGAUGAUGCCGAAGAGGAGGCCCGAUCUGCUCAGAGUCGAUACACGGACUUCAAGGUGGCUCAGGUGAAGGAGCUGGGUCAGCUGGAGGAGGGGCUCCGGCAGCAGAAGGAGCAUCUGGAGAAGGAGGUCGCCGCUGAGAGAAACACAAUGCUGCUCCUCGCUCAUGGCCUCAAAGAAAGACAGCAGCAGCUGAAGGAGAUGCAGGAGAAGGGGGCGCAGGACGCCACGGCGGUCUGCCAGGAGGAGCAACUGGUGAAGCAGGCGGAACACAGGCUGCAGCUCAAGGAGCGGCAGCUGACCAGCCUUGCCGACGACCUCCUCCCCGCGCUGGCCGAGGAGAAGCAGAGAGCCAUGGAGGUGUUGGAGCGCAGCACCGGCAGCAACGGGAACUGCAACAAUCCACCGGGACUGGACAACACACUGUACCAGGUGGAGAAGGAGCUGGAGGACAAGGAGGAAAAGCUGAACCUCCACUGGCACAGUGCUCAGCAGCUGCAGCAGCUCCAGGAAACCUAUGAGUUCACAGCCAACGUGGCCCGGCAGGAGGAGAAGGUGAGGAGGAAGGAGAAGGAGAUCCUGGAGUCGAAAGAGAAGCAGCAGAGGGAGGCGAUGGAGCAGGCAGUGGCCCGGCUGGAGAGGCGGCACUCGGCCCUGAGGCGCAGCGUCUCCCCGGAGCCCGACACAGAGGAGCAGAGGCUCAAGAGCUCGGUCCAGAGGAACCUGAGGGGGGCGGAGCUGGACCAGCAGAGGGUGGAGUGGGAGAUCCGGAAGCUGAGGCAGGGGAUCAGCGAAGGAGAAGAAAACAGCAGGACUCACUCGAUCAGUAACGAGGAGAAGACGAGUCACGGCGGCUCUCCGGUCAGUCACAUCCAGAGUCUGCACACGCUGCUGCCGCUGUCCGACGACAGGAUCAACGCCUACAUCGAGGAGGAAGUGCAACGAAGGUUACGUAAGAUGAACUUCCUGAACGGCGGCGGCGAGCUGGAUCUGUCCGAGUCCUGUGAAUCUCUCAGGCUCUUUAACCCGCAGGACGAGGAGGAAGUUAGUGACUGUAGCUCUGUUAGAUUAACAGACCAGGAUGAUGAAAAGCUGCAAAACAUGAAUCCAAGGAGGCUGAAAUAUGAGCACUUGGUCUCCCGUCCUCUCGGGUCGAGCGCCGACAGCCUCCAGGAGCCCGUCAAAAUUAGCAUUCCACGUUACGUUCUCCGCGGGCAGGGGAAGGACGAGCACUUUGAGUUCGAGGUGAAGAUCAGUGUGAUGGACGAGACCUGGACCGUGUUCAGACGUUACAGUCGCUUCAGAGAGAUGCACCGGAGCCUCCGGACGAAGUUUCCAGAGCUGGCGGCUCUCGAGUUCCCUCCGAAGAAACUGUUUGGAAACAGAGACGAGCGGAUGAUCGCUGAACGCCGCAACCACUUGGAGCGUUAUCUGAGGAGCUUGUUCCGAGUGAUGCUGUCGUCGCUCAGCUCUCCUCUCAGAACCGACGCCGACAGCGGUUUCUAUCUGUCCAAACACGCCAUCUGUGACUUCUCACCGUUCUUCAAGAAGGGCGUGUUUGAGUACAGCAGCCACGGCACCGGCUGAGUCCGAGCCGACCCCCCACCAGCUCCUCCAAACUCCCACAGCGUCAUCUCCCCCGAUGGUGCAGGACGGAGAAGUUCAGGUCAGUUUCCUCUCCUCUGUCCUGACACGCUGCUCAGCUCAAUGUCGUCAUGGAGACGCUCAGAACUUCAACGCUCUGUUUCAAGAGUCCCAGCUCGACGUGACACAAAGCAUCAAUAUCAGUUAGAAUCAUCCUGUACCUUCCUUCAACUGCCGCGGUCGAGGGUUCAAUUCCCUUCACUGCUGCUGAAACCAUCAGGUCCGACAGAGAAAAGAAAACGAGUUUGUCUUCAGAGUCAAUUUUUAUAAGAGAAACCCCAAUUUUAAAUUUGAACGUGUCUGAUGUUUCAGAGACAUUUCCUGUUUUCAGCUGAAGAGGAUGAGGGGGCGGGGUCUAAAUGGAUGUUUUCAGUCGGUAAACAGAGGAAGUGUUCGGGGGGGAAGACGUCAGUGGAACCGUGAUCAGCUGAUUCCUUCUUUCCAUCAGACGACAACGUCGAAACAAGAUUCCAACAUUUCACGAAUGUUACGUCCUCUGAUGUUGAGACCUGAGCGGACGUGAAAACUACAAACGUGCUGAAUAUUAGCGUCACAUGAGACUGAGUGUAAAUACAAUGUGAAUACUCAUGUGAAAUUUUUUCUAUACGCUUGUGUACGAUGUAAAGUGUUGAGUCUUAAUGUCGGUAAAG